Eleginops maclovinus (Patagonian blennie) is the source of this 3027-nucleotide messenger RNA. RefSeq names its product tumor protein p53 (gene tp53). Gene Ontology annotation, cellular component: nucleus. The coding region runs from base 232 to 1359 and encodes 375 amino acids. Lineage: Eukaryota; Metazoa; Chordata; Actinopteri; Perciformes; Eleginopidae. The record is from RefSeq and is a predicted model, not a curated record. Gene Ontology annotation, biological process: protein tetramerization; regulation of transcription by RNA polymerase II; apoptotic process. Gene Ontology annotation, molecular function: DNA-binding transcription factor activity, RNA polymerase II-specific; RNA polymerase II cis-regulatory region sequence-specific DNA binding; protein binding. The transcript is spliced from 11 exons.
GCCAGUGACCAGAGUUAAAAAUCCUCCCAUCCCCCUUCCUUUUUGUGGGAUUCCCCGACAACAACGUGCUCUGGUUUAACACAAAAAUAUUUUGACUUAUUGGACUGUUUACCUCGCCUCAUCCGCGCUCACCAGUGAGUCAUCUCCCUCGGACAGCACUAGUGAGAAAUACAAGCAGUCCUGCACCUUUGCUCUUCCAAAGUUCCUCUCAGCCGGAUACGAGGGGAAGUGAUGAUGGAAGAGCAAAGUCUCGAUCUGCCUUUGAGCCAGGGCUCCUUCAGCGAGCUGUGGAGCGUUUUAACUCCCUCCAUCUCCGGCAUUCCAAGGGUAAAUAAUGUGCCACAGGAAUCAUGGAGAACAGAUGGCAGCAUGGAUUUAAUGGUCCUUAAUGACCAUUCUCUGGUCGAAGGGUUUGACGAGUUAUUAUUUGAGCUGCCUCCGGACAUGUCUGCCAAGGAUGGUGUUAAUCCCCCUUCAUCCACAGUGCCGGUGACAUCGGACUAUCCAGGGGAAUAUGGAUUUCAGCUCCGUUUUCAGCAGUCCGGCACAGCUAAGUCCGUCACUUCGACUUUUUCGGAGCAGCUCAAUAAACUGUACUGCCAGCUAGCCAAGACCAGCCCAGUGGAGGUUCUGUUGGGAAAGGAACUUCCUUUAGGUGCCACCAUCAGGGCUACGGCAGUUUAUAAAAAAACUGAGCACGUGGCAGAAGUGGUCCGUAGGUGCCCCCAUCACCAGAACGAGGACGCUGCCGAACACCGGAGCCACCUGAUCAGGGUUGAGGGCAGCCAAAGGGCCCAGUACUUUGAGGACCCUAACACCAAGAGGCAGAGCGUGACUGUCCCCUAUGAGCCCCCUCAGUUGGGCUCAGAGAUAACAACUGUGUUACUGAGCUUCAUGUGCAACAGUUCCUGCAUGGGGGGCAUGAAUCGACGCCCCAUCCUCACCAUCCUGACCCUCGAGACUGCAGAGGGGCUUGUUUUGGGGCGGAGGUGCUUUGAGGUUCGCAUCUGUGCUUGUCCAGGGAGGGACCGCAAAACCGAGGAGGAGAACAGCACCAAGAUGCAGAACGGCACCAAGCAAACCAAAAAGCGGAAGAGCACCCCGGCUCCAGUUCCUGACACCAGUUCAGUGAAGAAGUCCAAGUCCACCUCCAGUGCAGAGGAGGAAGACAAGGAUGUGUUUGUUCUGCAUGUACGUGGUCGCGAGCGCUACGAGAUGCUGAAGAAAAUCAACGAUGGUCUGGAGUUGCUGGACAAAGACAGCAAAACUAAGAGCCGGGUGUCUGUGAAACAAGAGUUUGCUGUGCCUUCCAGCGGAAAGAGACUCCUGCACCGUGGAGAGAGGAGUGACAGCGACUAAGAAGUUUGUCGCUGUGAUCUUGUGAACAAACGUCCUCUCUUUCUCCCUCCUACCAAUCAGGUUUAUUUCACGCUUUUACCUGCCAAAAUCAACCCACCUCCUGCCUCAGUGUAAAAGUGAUAAAGUCCUAAAAUGUGCGUAUUCUAGGAGGUAUUUAAUCAGUGUUAAUCUUGGCAGGGAUUUUCAUUUGAGUUGACUAUCUUUAAAUGUGUAAGUUUAUAAUGCAUACCUUCUUCUUUUUUUACACAUGUUUUUAUUUUUGGCAUUUGGCUUGUAUUUGCCAGAGGACAGUAUAGAAAGGAGAGGGAGGAAGAAAAAGGGGUGAUGACAUUUUCCAAAAUGUCCCAAACCAGAAACAAACCCAGUAUUUGGCAUGUGCUCUGACCACUCGGCUAACAAAGCGCUCUCCAUACGUUGUUUUUAGUUGAUGAAAUCUAAAGAGAAUGUUUCUAUUUUCAUCAUUUUUUUCCGCAAGAUUGAAAUAAAACAAGUCACUGCCAUUUGUUAAGAUUCACGCUUGGAGAACUUGAACGGAUGUUACAGUCCAUGAGUGUUGCUGUACAAAUUUCACCAAGCGACAAGUAGCUUUACACACAGACUUGGGACCAAGUCUCUUUUUGAUGGGGCCACAGCGGGGGCCAGCAACAUACUGAUUGCAGGUUUAAUGGUGCAACAACCUUUAGCCAACACAAAACCUAGUUCAACGAUUAAUCUAGAAAUUCGUGCCUUAUGGUGCUUGUCUAUGACUGUUACUAGGCCCGCCGGGGCCCACUGGGCUCCUGCUACGCUGGCAGAUACCUUGACGGGACCAAUAUCCCCUUGCGAUUUCACACGUUUACAUAAUUCCAAACUUUUGUGCGUCUCCGUGAGGUAGUUUGAUCAUGUGACGCUUCCAGCUCAGUUCCUAUGCACGCAGAUAUAACAAUGAGUUGGGAAGGGGAGCAAAUGUACGGCCAGAUCAAAGAAUUCACGGGCUUGGCUGCAUGCAUUUUUUAUUUUAGUUUUUUACCAGGAUGAGCUGUAAUUUCAUUUCAUUCCUGUUAUUUCCAAUCAUCGGUCCGUUGACCUCAGCGCUGCCUCUUGAAGGCUGGUGAUUCUGUUUGCAGGGAUCUGUGAAGUUACUGUUAGGAUUUUGUUUUUGUAAAAUGACCAGCGGAUUUGGUAGCUAGAUGAGGGGCUGGCUGGAUCACCCUUUUAGAUUUUGUAAGUUUUAUAUACAGAAGCUGUUGAUAAAAAAAUAAAAAGAGGAAGUUUGACUGUAAAAUUCAAAUUUGCAACAUAUCACCUUUGUGUGAAUUAUGCCAUGCAAGACUGUUCAGAUAUUGAUUUACUACUGCUGGUCUAAACACAUUAAAUAUAAGUUGAUGUUAUGUUUAAAGGUUUGUCCUCACAGACCAUGCAAUGUGUUACCUACUCAGCACUCGAUGUGACCAAUCCCUGUCAGUCAAUUCAACCACUUUUUGUUUUUAUAAAGCCAAAAAUAUAAUAAAGGCAUUUUUUCUGUUUAAUUUCUGUGUCUUCGUAGAUUAAGUGGGAACCUAGUUUUGUAUAAGAGAUUUAUCUUUCUAUAUUUUUCAUUAUACUCAUUUGUUUCAUGGCUUUUCUUUUUUUACUAAUUUGCAUUUUGUAAGUCAAAGCUUCAAGCCAAAAUAAAUGCUUAACAUAAAA